Molecule: messenger RNA, 1909 nt
Organism: Aspergillus fijiensis CBS 313.89
Lineage: Eukaryota; Fungi; Ascomycota; Eurotiomycetes; Eurotiales; Aspergillaceae
Product: putative MFS transporter
Exons: 6
Coding region: 1-1623 (540 amino acids)
Biological process (GO): transmembrane transport
Molecular function (GO): transmembrane transporter activity
Source: RefSeq, a predicted model, not a curated record
AUGACUCGCUCUGAGGAUAUACAAACAGACGUACCGGGAACGGUCUACCUCGUCGACGCAGGGGGAAACCUGAGCGACGCUGCCCAUGCUGGCAGUCAGGAUAUCAUACUGAUUCCCCAGCCGACUUCGUCAGUUGCCGAUCCUUUGAACUGGCCCAGGUACAAGAAAUACUGGACGCUCUUUCUGAUUUCUGCCUACGCAUGCUUGAACUCCUUUGGCGAGAACAAUUGGGGAGCAGCAUGGACAACAAUCUCGGAGGAUACCGGUGUGAGCUUGAGUAAUAUGAACGGUGGCUCUGCUCUCAACUAUCUCAUGCUCGGCUUUUUCAACAUAAUUUGGAUCCCCACAGCCAUGAAAUUUGGGCGAAAAAUUGUUUACAUCCUCAGUUUGGUCUUCGUACUUGCUAGUGGAAUCUGGGGCGGUGUUUUCAGUGGUGUUGCACAGUACUACAUCAUGAUGACUGUCAAUGGUAUCGGUACCGCAGCCUACCAAGCCCUAAUUCAGCUAACGAUCUUUGAUGUCUUCUUCUCCCAUCAACGUGGCCGAAUGCUCGCUAUCUAUAUCUUCUUCCAGCAGCUUGGUUCCAUCAUUGGCUUGAUUUGUGGUGGUUAUAUCUCCGAUGGCAUUGGCUGGAGAUGGAGCCAGCCCAUUGUGGCAGGAGCAUGCGCUUGCUUGAUUCUUCUCUUCAUCUUCACUUUUGAUGACACCAUGUUCCCGAGAUACCGGUUCUCAGGCGAUACAUCGUCUGAGGACUCGAAGGUCGACCCCACCACUACACUGCCCAUGGGCGACAAGGACCAGAAGAUGGAGGCCCCUAUAUCCGUCGUAGCCAGCCAUAGUGCAGGGCAGAUCGCAAUGCCCCCACGGACCUACCGCCAAAAGAUUGCUUUAGUGCACUAUUUCAAAGACGACCAUACAACCUGGUUCCAGUACUUCCGCCGUCCAUUCUUCCUCUUCGCCUUUCCCAACAUCCUCCUGGCAGGUAUUCAAUUUGCCCUAGGCUGCACCGCCGGGAUUGUCUCCUUCAACACCAUCUCCGAGAUCAUGACCGAGCCGCCAUACAACUGGAGCGCUGGUCCCGCCGGGCUGAUCUUCCUAGCUGCCCUCGUCGGCAACUUCAUUGGAAUGGGAAUCGGUUCGCUGUCUGACUGGCUUGUCAUCUUCCUCGCCCGCCGCAACAGGGGGUACAAGGAACCCGAAAUGCGUCUCUGGGCCUACGGACUCCCCAUCAUCCUCGCCGCCGUCGGCUACUUUCUCUAUGGCUGGGGCGCCACCGAGGGUGCCCACUGGAUGACCAUUGCCGUCGGUCUCUGCUGCAUGAUCGCACAGCAGGUCUCUGCCACGAGUAUCGCGACUGCGUACGCAAUGGAAUGCUUCGAUCAGAUAUCCGGAGAACUAGUCAUCAUUCUAGCCUGCUGCUCCUCCAUCAUCAACUUCGUCAUUUCCUUCACGGUACAGGACUUCAUUGACGGGACAAACUACGGCUGGACCUUUACCUUCUACGGCAUUUUGGUCGUACUGUCCAUGCUGAUGGGCGUGCCGAUGCUGAUCUGGGGCAAGAGUUGGCGCCGCAAGUGCAAGCCACGAUAUGAGCAGUUCCUCGCCGAAAAGGAUCUCCAUUGAGCUGUCAGCCCGGGCGACUCCGGACGGCAAGCAAGCUUGCUACGUGCUCGUACAUCCUCUUCUUAUGAUUCAUGAUUGCUAUACCUGUUUCCUCGUCUACUUGCUUGCUCCGUCGCUAUGGUUUUUGGUCCAUUGGGCACAAACGAAUCACUGGCCUUCAAUGCAAGACAAACAUGCACUGCACAAAUAAUCUAUUCCGCCUGAAAAUACCAGUAUCCUCAUUCUCUCCUACACUAUCAGGAUAUGUCUAGUUGGAAGAUAGAAUUGUCUCUGCGUGAUGGGAACG